This is a messenger RNA of Penicillium cosmopolitanum, 2406 nucleotides long. Its product is annotated as putative ATP-dependent RNA helicase (Hrh1). Lineage: Eukaryota; Fungi; Ascomycota; Eurotiomycetes; Eurotiales; Aspergillaceae. The transcript is spliced from 3 exons. The record is from RefSeq and is a predicted model, not a curated record. Bases 1 to 2406 code for a protein of 801 amino acids. Gene Ontology annotation, cellular component: catalytic step 2 spliceosome; intracellular anatomical structure. Gene Ontology annotation, molecular function: RNA binding.
AUGCCGGAGCGGCUGAAGACGUACUUCGGCGACGCCGAAAACGAGCCUGCCCAGCAGGUCUCAAAGGCUGUUCCCGACCCCGCGCCCGAGGAGGCCGGCCGGAAGAAAAAACGCAGCAAGCGGAAGCGCGACCAACCCGCCGACGAGGAACAACCACCGCGCAACCAUGAACCAAUUCACAAAGAACCCGUUAAAGCCCCCUCACCAGUGGUUGAGAAGGUCGUACCAGAGCCAGCGGAACGCAACGGCGAAAUAGUCCAGCAACAAACACUCAGCAAAUCCCAACAAAAGCCCAAAUCAACAUACCAGUCCAAACCCAAGACCUUAGAUUCCAAGACGAAUUUCUCCUCCCUCCGCGAGAAGGCAAAUAACCUUUACGAACAACGCAAGAAACUCCCCAUUUUCGGCCAUGCCGACGAGAUACGGCAGAAGCUCCGGGAUCAAGAUGUGAUGCUGCUGGUCGGUGAAACGGGUAGCGGAAAGAGUACGCAGAUCCCGCAGUUCUUGGUCAAUGAAUUCUGGUGUCGACCGACCGAUACGAAAAUUACAAAGAAGGAUGGCUCGGAGAAAUUGGUUAAGGUUGGUGGCUGUAUCGCUAUCACGCAGCCUCGUCGAGUCGCUGCCAUCACGCUUGCCCGCCGUGUGGCCGAGGAAAUGGGGACACCGCUGGGUUCUUCGUCGCCGGCGAUACUUCGGGUCAAGUUUUUGACGGAGGGAAUGCUGCUACAGGAGAUGCUCCACGACCCGUGGCUCACUAAGUACAGCGCGAUCGUGGUUGACGAGGUCCACGAACGAGGUGUGAAUGUGGAUCUGGUGACGGGAUUUUUGCGCAAUUUGGUAUCCGGAAACAAAGAGGGCAGAGGUGGUGUGCCGCUCAAGGUGGUGGUUAUGAGUGCUACGGCAGAUAUGGAAAGUCUCCAGGGCUUCUUCCAAGAAGGAUUCAAGCUGGAAGUGGAGGAACAAAAGCGCAUACAGAACGGGUCCGCGAAGGCUGAGAAGGAAGACGAGAAGGUCAAAGAUAUCUCGGUUUGCCAUAUCAAGGGUCGCCAAUUUCCCGUCAAAACAAUCUACUCUCCCGAGCCCGUGCAUGAUUUCGUGGACGCCGCUCUCAAGGUGAUCUUCCAGAUCCAUUACAAGGAGCCCAUGCCUGGUGAUAUUCUGGUCUUCCUGACUGGUCAAGAGACCGUCGAGGCCCUCGAACAUUUGGUCAAUGAAUACGCCAUUGGCAUGGAUCCGGGUCUACCCAAGAUCCUGGUCCUUCCACUCUUUGCAGCUCUCCCCCAAGCUGCUCAACAGCGAGUGUUCAUGCCCGCACCACCUCGCACACGAAAGAUUGUGCUCUCGACUAACAUCGCUGAGACGUCCGUCACUGUUUCGGGGGUGCGAUUUGUGGUGGAUUGCGGAAAGGCAAAGGUGAAGCAAUUCCGGUCGCGACUGGGACUGGAUUCCUUGCUGGUGAAGCCGAUCUCCAAAUCCGCGGCCAUUCAGCGAAAGGGUCGUGCGGGUCGUGAAGCCGCCGGCCAGUGUUUCCGUCUAUAUACUGAAAAGGACUAUCUGACCCUCGACGAGACCAAUACCCCCGAGAUCCUGCGAUGCGAUCUGAGCCAGGCACUCCUGAACAUGAAAGCGCGAGGCGUCGACGACAUUGUCCGGUUCCCCUUUCUCACUCGCCCACCACGCGAGACACUUGAGAAAGCUCUCCUCCAACUUCUCAAUAUCCAAGCCCUUGAUGACACUGGCUCGAUUAGCAAGAUUGGCCAACACAUCGCCAAGUUGCCGCUGACACCAACGCUGGGACGUGUACUUCUCGCGGCAGCGGAACAUGGCGGCGAUUGCCUGACAGAUGUCAUCGACAUCAUCUCAUGUCUUAGUGUGGAGAAUAUCUUCCUAAACGCCAACUCGGAAGAAAAGAAGGAAGCCGCCGAGACGGCCCGACGCGAUCUUUACCGACGCGAGGGUGAUCAUCUGACAAUGUUAGCGACGGUGCGUGCCUACGCAGCCGAGAACGCUGAUCGGAAAGCGUGGGCAGAGCGGCAUCUGGUCUCGCAUCGGGCGAUGCAGUCUGUCAUGGACGUCCGCAAGCAACUGCGCACGCAAUGCCGACAGGCUAAAAUGCUGCCGGCCGACCAAAGAAAUGACCACUUCCCGGACCCCUCGCCGAUUCUCAUCCUGCAAAGCUUCCUUGGUGGCUUUGCAACCAACACCGCUCGUCUAGUGCCGGAUGGCAGCUACCGGACAGUGGUUGGCAACCAGACCGUUGCAAUCCACCCGUCUAGUGUACUAUUUGGCAAGAAGGUUGAGGCGAUUAUGUAUAACGAGUUUGUAUUUACAAAUCGCACCUACGCACGCGGAGUUAGCGCCGUGCAGAUGGAUUGGGUUGGGGAGGCCUUGGCUGCCAGUGGUUAA